CUGCUCUCUGUGCGCAGGUCCGGAAGAGGUCGCCGGUAAACAACCCGCUGCCGCUCCGGUGUGAUGCUCCAUCGCUCCCAUCUCUUUCAUCACUUCGUCUGGUCCUUUACAUCCUGGAGUCCCUGGAGACAGACAUGCAGCAGUCCGUUCAUCUCUCUCUAUAACACCGACUCCACUGGAGGAGAUAAUCUCAUGUCCAAAAGAGAUAAAGCGGGGAAGAAGGGCAAAAAUGGAAAGAAUACACCCUGUGCUACGGAGACUCCGGCGGUGACGGUCCUCCCGGUGCCGGUGACCCGGGACAAGACCGGGGCGGUCACGGUGUCGGUGCACGCCAAACCGGGGGCCAAACACAACGCCAUCACAGACGUGUCUGAAGACGCGGUGGGCGUGGCCAUAGCGGCGGCCCCGACGGACGGCGAGGCGAACGCAGAGCUGCUGCGGUACCUGGCCCAGGUGCUGCAGCUGAAGAAGAGCCAGGUGGCCCUCGACAAGGGCUCCCGGUCCAGGAACAAGAUAGUUACCUUGGGGACGACACUCAGUCCGGAAGACGUCCUGGACCGACUGAGGCAGGCCACUAGCUGACCUUUGACCCAAGACUAACCAUCAGCCAACCGAGCCACCAUGUUGCCAUUGAUAAAGAAGCAGGAUAAUUAUUACAAGUUGGAACAAUUUGAAAAACAAGUGUCACAUAUGGAAGAAUAUCUUUGGAAAAUGCAAUAAAAAAAAAUAUUGUUUGCUAUGCGAAGUUCACCGUGUCAGCAUGUUCACUGACACGCUAACCAACAUCAGGUCAAUUCAAGUACAACCUUUUGAACCAGAUUUACUGAGUAACUUCCAUAAAUGGACCGUCUCCAGCUUAGAACAUUAGUGGUUGCAAACCCUGCCUUGCAUGUCAACCCGUUGGGUUUCAUAGUCAAGUCGGAACGGCCCCAGAGUGAACCGUGGCGGCGUUCAUAAGUUCACUGGCACUAGCCACCAUUCUUUAGUGUUAAAGGUCCCAUGGCAUGCCACCAGGUGUGGUUAGC
Gadus chalcogrammus (walleye pollock) is the source of this 1025-nucleotide messenger RNA. It is a transcript of the gene c9h15orf40, whose product is annotated as chromosome 9 C15orf40 homolog. The coding region runs from base 64 to 582 and encodes 172 amino acids. Gene Ontology annotation, cellular component: cytoplasm. The record is from RefSeq and is a predicted model, not a curated record. The transcript is spliced from 4 exons. Lineage: Eukaryota; Metazoa; Chordata; Actinopteri; Gadiformes; Gadidae.